AUGGAAGACUUUUUUACUUCUAAAGGCAUUUCUUUACAAACAGAUACCAAUAAUGAUACAAUAAUUGAAACGCUAAAUGCUAUUACGAAAGAAAUAACUCCAAAUAUCUUUUUCAACGAAACAACACACCAUAAAAUUAAAAUCUUUGCCCAGAUUCUGAAAUAUUUCGUUUGCAUUUUUGAAAAAGGAACACCUUCCAUUAAAGUGAUGGUAUCAAAUACGUUGGGCAAGUUUUUAGUUCGAUUUUUUCCACAUUUUAGUUUAUCAAUCUUAAAGGGAGCGUUUGAUGUCGCAAAUUUAUUUACACAAGAAAACAAAACAUCAUUGGUACUCGCAUCCGUAUUCUGUUAUUGCAUCAAAUUCACUUCUCCUAAGAGUCAUAAAGAUAUUAUUAAAUUCUUCCCAAGUUUACCUCAUUUUACUGAUAUAAAUACUCCAAACUUCUCUAAUGUACCUCAUUUAUUAGAGCGCAUUGGAAGAUUUAAUAAAAAUUGGGCUGGCACAAUUCUUGGACCUUUCCUUACAAAAGAUCCUGACUCGAAAAAUAGGGCCUUAUUUAAUUCUAUUUUAGCUCUCGUCAAAAAUUAUCCAGAAUUAUUUGAUGAAGCCGUAGAAAUUAUUUUAUCGAACAAUAAUCCUAACUUAGAUUUAAUAUCCUUCCUAUUUUCACAAACCAACUAUAUUAUGAUAUCGACGAUUGAACCACAACUCGCAAAAUACGCUUAUGAACUACUUACAAAAGAAGGAUCUACGAUGGUACAAAAAGAUAGCGCCUUUCAAAUACUCAAAAGAAUCGAUUCAGUCGAAAGCCUAUAUUUAGAUGGUAAUUUACAAUUUAAAUACAAUGAUAUUUCAAUAAUGAUUCCUUUCAACGAAGUAAAAACCAUUUCCUCGCUCUACAAAUUCCCCAUCAAAGAGAUUUUGCCUGUUACAAAAGAUGAUUCCGCAUUAGUUGCAACUGUCAAAUGGGAAACUUCAGGUGAUUUAGGUCUCAUAGAGAAUUUUUCCAAAGGAAUUGGCGAUAAACCAGAGCUUUUGAGUCCAUUCCUUUCAGGAUUACGUCAUUUAAUUCGGAAAUUGGAUGAUAGCAACGAAUUAGCUGAAUUAAUACACAAAUAUAUCUUUGUAAAACCUCAAUCAUGGUUCCACUCAGUAGAUAUACUAGGAGUAAUGUCAGAAUUAAAUGUUGAAAGAAGUAAGAAAUUAUUUGGAAUCGAACAAACGAUCAAAAUGUGCCAAAUCGCAUUUGAAUGUACUUUAUCCGAAAAUGCAAAGCUUUCUUCCAGUGCAAUUACGUUCUUUCAUAAAUUCAACCCGACUCAUGAGAUAUUUUCCUUAAAUAUGUUAACAGACUUUUACGAAAAGAGGGGAUUCCUCAAUACAGUUACCAUUGUCAAGUCAAUUGCCAAAGAUGAAGAUUAUUUGGCUGUCAUGAACUGUCUGACAGAAGCAGUUGAGUAUUUCAUUGACGACAUGGAAGUUUUACUCGCUUAUUAUGAUUGUUCGGCCGAUUUCAAGUAUCCUCUCAAUCCAGAUAGUCCUAGUGUCGUUAAAGCAAUAAGAUAUUGCGAAGAUUUCGUAGAUUCUUUGAACACGACAAACUUUGAUGAAUUCUUUGCAAACAAAAAUGGUUUAGAUGUUGUUGAUGGAGCCCUUGACAUCGACAACUUCUUCAGACCACUUGAAAGAACUCUCAAAUUCCUGUCAAAUGUGUCAAAACCGGUUUUCCGCAUUAUAGGACUUAUUGACAGAGCAGCACCAUUUUGUCCAUCAGCAUGUACAUCAGUAUGUGCGAGUAUCUUUGAAAAGGUCGAAGCUCCGACACGAGAAAGACUUGCUGCGGAGUUCAUGGGAUUAUGGAAAACAGCGCGUGACAUAACAUAUGUUUCUGAUUGGUGUGAAAUUCUUUAUGGAUGGAUGCAGCAUAAAGAAAGCAUCAAAUCAGCUGCAAUUGAGUAUUUCACGAAUGCUGUUGAAGAGAACCAUUCUGUUGACGAGAAGUUCAUUGUUUAUUUGGUAAGAAUGUGCGGAAUGUUCAAGAAAGAUUUAGAUUUUAUACCCGAAAAAACUUUGGAAGCAUGCCUUGAUUCAUUUGAAGAGAAAUGUCCAGAUGUUUAUACAUUUCUCACUGGAAACAAACCAAAAAUCAAAUUGAAUCAGAAACAAAAAUUUGUUUUUGUAAAUCCGACACCUGAUGAAUUGAGAAAAUCAGAAGAAUCUGCUGUUUUCUCAAUGGUUGCUGAAUCUGUAUCAGAUGAAUAUCUCCAAGAAAUGCUCAAAACAUACGUAGCAAGCAAGAGCAUGAAUGGUCUCAUUUCUUUGAUUAACUACGCAAAGAGAAGAAACAGAAUCAUUUUGUUCAAAGAUGUUGAAAUUCCUCUCCUCAUGAUCAAUUCAGUUCUCAACUACGCGAUGCAAGUAAAGUCCAAAGAGCUUCCAAUUCUCGCGAAUAGAUUCAAACAUUUGAAUGGUCUGAUCGGAGAAACUUGUUUCAUGAUAAAUCCUGAGGAUUUCGUCAAUGAUUUCUUCCAAACUCCUAAGCCACCUUCAAAGAAAAUUAUGGAGUUUCUAACAUUUGUUCAGAGGAGCUACAGCUAUUUUAACCAGGAAGUCCUCAAAACAGCUGUUGUCCACAUUCUCGACACUUGCAAGAACAUGAAGAGAAUGAAAAUUGGACUCCAUCUUGUCAGAGCAAUUAUGGGCGCAAUGUCAAAUUUGCCUCUUGAAUUCUUGCUGACAAUAACUGCUUUGAUGAUUCAAAAUAAGGAAUUUCUCGAUGGAUACGAGACUGCAAGGAUUUGUUACAUGAUUUCUCAAAAGAUGACAGUCAAUAAAAAAGUUUGUGAAAUUUACGACUCAGUUAUUGACAAAAUCAAACCUUCUUUUCCUGCCCAUAUUCUCAUCAGGCUUUCGAUGCUUUCAGAACAAACUAGUUCAAAGUCUUUCUCUCAGUUAAUUGACUUGUGCGAAAACAAUAUUCAGGCAUCGAAUGUUAACUUUCCUUCUUUGACAAUUAUGAGUUUGAGACUGAUGAUACAGUUGUUGAAAGUCAAGGAGACAAAUCACACACAUAACUUGAUCGAAAAACAAAUGCCUUUCCUCAUUUCAUUGAUACAGAAGAACUGGAAGAAUCCUAGUUUCUGUGAUAUUCUAGGAGAGAUUGUUUCAUUUGUAAUGUCAAGAAAUUCUUUAUCAAAUGUUUCAGACUUAAUUGUCAAAUCUAUUACACAGAUUGUUCCUCCUUCUUCUUAUGCUUCUUAUCAGAUCUAUGCACAGAUUCUUCCUAAAGCUGUAAGAAGGAGAUUCUUGCUUCCUCCAACGAAACCUCCGAACGUUGCUCCUCCUUUCUCCAUUUUCAAAGUUGAUAUGGGUUGUCUCUGCGAACAAAUUGAACUGAAUUACAAAGAUUAUGACUCUAAAUACGCAUUCAUUAUGGAUAGAGUCACGACAUGGCUCCAGAGUACAAAAGAUACAGACUGCUACUCAAUGAGCUUUGUCGUUUUCGAGUGGCAGAGCUUGAUACAGAAAUACUUGACAUCUCAAGAUGUUGUAUCAACUGUUUGUUUCCAGUUCCACAAGUUCAUUCCGAGGUUCUUCCCUUUAUUUGUUGCAAUGGCUAUAUUUAUGAGGAAGGAGGCAAAGAGCGGAAAAGAUAUUUCAGGAACGUUGGAGAUGAUUGAGUCAGUAGUAAUAACAAGACCUCAUAAAGAGGCAGUUAAGUUGAUUAACGUGCCUGGUAAAAUGGGAAUUGCCUUAAAAUUGGCAUCAUUUUCAAGUGAUUGCGAGGAAGCUGAUAACUUAAUUUCAAAGCUAACAAAAUAA
Trichomonas vaginalis G3 is the source of this 3822-nucleotide messenger RNA. RefSeq lists its product as uncharacterized. The transcript has a single exon. The coding region runs from base 1 to 3822 and encodes 1273 amino acids. Lineage: Eukaryota; Parabasalia; Trichomonadida; Trichomonadidae. The record is from RefSeq and is a predicted model, not a curated record.